AUGACCGCCGUAAUCUUGGCUGCCGUCCUUGCGCCCACCGCCAUACCAUACGUCGACGAGAAGAUUCGAGCCAAGACCUUUCACGAUGUUCGAGGCCCUGCGUUCGCCAAGGCCGGCUUUUUCUGCUCGCACGACGACGAGCAGGGCUACCUCUCCCGCGAACAGAUAGUGACCCGCAUAUUCGUUUGUUUCUACUGCGGGGUGCAAGUAUUUUCGAUCCUCGACUGCGAAGAAGACGAUCCGUGGCUGCUACACGCCCGCAGGUCCCCCAAUUGCGUGUUUCUACGAGUGAACAAGACCUAUUACUACGUGCACGAUGCAGUCGAAAAGUUUUACAGGAGCGAGAUGUACUGGGCGUCUCACUUUCCCGAGAUCGACGAUCUCGUCAAGGACCCAAAGUUCCGCAACAGGACUAUGAGUACUCUGUACACGGCCAACCUGACGCAUCCCUUGAACGUAUCGGCGAUGGUGAGUGCCAUUCGGAGCAGCAAGGCGACUCCGUUGGGCAGUCACACUCUGUUUGAGCCAGUGAACGCCCUUCCUUCGUUCGAUCACAAGGCUAUCGAGUCUACUUUGCUUAAGAACAUGUUCGACCACGACCCGACUGUGGCCAAGGUGAUGUCCGACUUUAAAACUUUUGCGACGUGGCCUUUGCGCAACAGUACCCCCACACCCAAGGACUUUGCCAUGGCAGGACUCGCCUACGAUCCGGAGAAGCGGAUUCUCAGCUGCUCGAUGUGCCAGCAAAAGACUCAACUCUCUACUAUCGUGGCCUCGGACGAAACACUUCCCCAAGGACUGCACGAAUCCGACUGUGACGCACCGCUACGCACGCUGAGUCCAGACGUCUCGGCGGUGGUGACCGAACGAGCGCUUGCCUUUAGGCCCGAGUUUCAGACUUACGCUGCGAGGUUCGCCUCCUUCGACGCUCGGCCGAAAGAAGAAGACGUCUUUGACGUGGAUUACAUGGCAUCUGCGGGAUUUUAUUACCUGACCGAUCGGACCGUGGAAUGCUUUUGUUGCGGACUUCGGUUGCUUUCGUGGGAAGCCGACUACGACGACCCAGUCGAGGAACACGCCAAGUACAACCCUCGCUGCCCCUAUCUUCGAUUGUGCGCGAGCGUAACCUACAUCAAGGAGGUGUCCGACGUGUGUCGGCCAGCGGGAGAGAUGGGGACCUGUCUAGUCGAGCCAUUGUCGCUUUGGGUUAUAGGGUAG
Molecule: messenger RNA, 1218 nt
Organism: Ixodes scapularis (black-legged tick)
Lineage: Eukaryota; Metazoa; Arthropoda; Arachnida; Ixodida; Ixodidae
Product: baculoviral IAP repeat-containing protein 3-like
Exons: 4
Coding region: 1-1218 (405 amino acids)
Cellular component (GO): cytoplasm; nucleus
Source: RefSeq, a predicted model, not a curated record